Molecule: messenger RNA, 4161 nt
Organism: Ahaetulla prasina
Lineage: Eukaryota; Metazoa; Chordata; Lepidosauria; Squamata; Colubridae
Gene: NAF1
Product: nuclear assembly factor 1 ribonucleoprotein
Exons: 8
Coding region: 58-1716 (552 amino acids)
Biological process (GO): pseudouridine synthesis; ribosome biogenesis; box H/ACA snoRNP assembly
Cellular component (GO): sno(s)RNA-containing ribonucleoprotein complex
Molecular function (GO): RNA binding
Source: RefSeq, a predicted model, not a curated record
GUACAGCGCGCCAUAUUUUGUUGUCAUCGGUUCGCGGCGCCGCACGUGGAUCGGGGCAUGGAUGCCUCUCCGGUCCCGCCGCUGGUGGACGCCGACUCCGGCCUCGCAGGCUCGAUAGUGGCGGAGCGGUUGCAGACGCUGAGGGUCGCCUGCGACGGGAGCGCCGAUGCAAGGGCGGCGGGCCCGCUUUCCCCGGAGCGCCUCUGUGAAGGAGCCCCCGCCAACUCCUCGGAGCUUCCACGGGAGGCAGAGCCUCCCUGGGUCGCCCUGAAGGGAGGCGGCGAUGCGGGUGGUGCUCCUCCUCACUCUAGCGCCGCCGCUGAAGAGAAGCCGGCUGCUGUGGGGGAUUGCAACGGCCAGGCCUCUCCCGGGACGGGCGAUGAGCAGCCCAAAGCUCUGGAGGCAUCGUCGGAUAAAGAGGAGGAAGCCAAGGUGGUGGACCAUCAUCAGCCGUCCUCCUCCUCCUCCUCCCCUGCUUUUCAGGGCGGUAGCAGCGAAGGGAACGGAGACCUCGAUCGCCCAACGGCAGCGCUCGGUCUCCUAGAGGGAGAGGCGCUCCCCAAGGAGAAGCCGGCGGCGCAACGGAGCGAGAAGGAAGGGCCGUUGUCAGGGGAAGGUGGGGGCCGCUCGGAAUCGGACAGUGAUACUGAUGCAGACAGUUCAUCUUCUCUUUCCUCCUCUUCCUGUCCUCCAUUGUUGUCCGAUGAUGAUCAACAAGAUAAAAAUGAAAAUAAUUCUACUAAAAAAAAAAGUGAAUUGACUAAAAAACAGGAGCCCUCUCUUGUUGAAGACCUAAUGAUAAUUCUUCCUGAAUCUGUUAAAUUAAUGCCUUUUGGACAAGUUUCCAGCAUUGUUGAACAUCAAGUAAUAAUAGAGUCUGAGAAGGGACUUCCUCCAGUGAAUGAAAAUACAGUACUUUUCAAGGAAAAUCGUCAUUCAUUAGGAAAAAUCUUUGAGAUAUUUGGCCCAGUGUCACAUCCCUUUUAUGUAGUACAAUUUAAUAGUCCUGAGCACAUUCAGUCCAAAGAUAUUAAAAUAAAAGAUGCUGUAUAUUUUGCUCCAGCUGUGGAAAGCUUCACUCAGUACAUAUUUCCAGAAAAAUUGAAACAAGAAAAGGGAUCAGAUGCAUCUUGGAAGAAUGAUGACGAGCCACCUCCUGAGGCUUUAGAUUUUAGUGAUGAUGAAAAAGAAAAAAUAGCAAAAUCACACAAGAAAUCUCAGAAUAUAAAAAGAAAGAAGCUCAGAUCACAGCAAAAUGAUAGCAAUGAUAAUGGGCCAAAUUAUCGAUCCAGACGACAACCUCCUUCAGAAUAUUCAGGUGGAUAUUGUAGAGGACAGCCUACCACCAGGUUUUCAUGGGGCAGACCGCCUCAUGUAGCUUCUUUUCCACAUUUCUAUAGACAGCACAAUAUAACUCCACAGUAUUAUUCCUCUGACUAUGCACACUUGCAGAAACCACCUACUUUUUGUGAGCAACAGAGACUGGAAAGUAUGAGAAGACAUCAGUAUUCCUUCCCACCACCAUCUUUUGAAACUGUUAGUCAUAAUACAAAUUUUCCACCUCCACCUCCACCUCCACCAAUAGAUUGGGGGUGGCCUCCUACAUGCCCUCAGAACACCUAUGAGCCUUUAUUGUCUAUGUUAUCUUUACCUCCACCACCACCACCUCCACUGCCCCCACCAUCUAUAGAGCCUAACACCGGCAGUUCUCCUUAGGACAGGAUAUAUUUUCAGACAACCUAUACAAUUAAAUGUAUAUGGUAGAUAUGUUAAUAUUUUCUUAUUUGCUUUGACCGAGGUACACUAUUUUUAGUUAUGUACAGAAAUUAAAAUGAGAAUUUUGUAUGGGAUAAAAAUAUGGAAAGGUGUUUAGUGUCUGUUUAUGUUUCCAUACAAAUAUAAUGGAAAAGGUAUUAAAUAUUUAUUUUUACUGUCCACAUUGUUAAAAACUAUUUUUACAGAUUUAUACAGGUCUCUAAUGUGUAUAAAUUUAUAAUUUCCUCUGAAACAAAAUUUCUUGUUUCUCAAUGUAAUAUGUUGAAAUUCUGUAUUCUCUGUUGCUCCUUUAUAAUUGCUCUAUACUACCAUAGAAAGCAUUUCAAUGUAAAAAAUAGAUUAAAAUCUCCAUAACUCAACCAAACCUUAGCAGUAUCCAUGUCUGUAAUAUUUUGGUGGGCACAUGCUUAAUUGUGCUUAGAGAACAUUCAACGAAAUACUAGAAAAUAAUUUUAAAAGCAUGGGAACAAAACAUGUUUUUACUACAUAUCUAUGUAUACAUCAUGCUUAUUUUCAACGUUAAUGCUCUUUUGUAAUACAUUUGAUUUUUACUAUAAGGCUAAACUAAUGUAGGUUUACCUGAGACUACAUUAUAGCUAACGUGGCUUAUUUCUGUGUAACUACUAGUGUUACAACUAUAAAUUUUUCAUUUUUCCGGCUUUUUUCACCAAACCAUUAAUAUAUUAACUUUUCCUUAUAUAUUUAUUAAUUCAUUCUUUAUAUUUGAUCAAUUAUAUGUCAAUAUACUUAUUUUAGACUGGUCAUUAUAUUCAAUUUACAUUUCUUCAGAAUCCAUUAAUUCUUAACCUUCUCCUUGUUUUACUAUGUAUAUUCACUGUAGAAAUAUAUAAGCCGUUUUUGUUCUUUGAACAAAUAAUUCAUUUCUUGCAACAAUCACCACAGGAGUUACUAUUUAUCCACUGUAAUUUUAAUCCAUUUUCUCAUUUUUUUAUUAAUGUUCAGCCAAGAGAUACCAAUUCAAUAUUUUAGGUUUGGUUUUUCCAUUUAUGUAUACUGUGGAACAAAGUUUUCUAUUUUUCACAACAAACACAACUACUUUAAGUUUUGAUACUUCAGUUUCCAGAUCCAUAUUUGUUAGAAUCAUAGAAUAUAAAUGUUGGGAUUAUGGAAAUUCAUCAAAUUCAGCCUCCUGUUCUGUAUGGGAAUAAAUUCUUGACAAUUGAACAUUCAACCUUUUGUUUAACCAACCCUAGUGAAGAAUUCACUACUUUCUGAGUAGCAUGAUCUAUGACUAAACAGCUCUUAACAUAAAGAAAUUAACUUGUGCCUAAACCCCAUUGUUUCUUGUUUUGUCUUCUUGAAAAAAUUGAAUAAUUUUGUUAGCUGUUCAUCAAAUUCUUGAUGACAGCUCUUGCAUCUUCCAAAAGCCCUUUCUAAGAUUAGCAGACCCAAUCUCUGCAAUUUAUUCACUUUUCAUUCCAUGAUUCCUACUAUGGUUUUUCCAUGGAUUGAAAAGAUAAUAUUUUUCAAGACAGAAUUCUUUUUUAGUUUCUGAAGAACCCAAGUCUCUCUACUCUCUACACUCUUAUCAUACCUACGCUACCAUUCAUGUCCAUUAUAAAAUAAUGGACAUGAAUGGUCAUAUUUUUCCUAAAGCCCACCUCUGAUUUUUCCAGAAUUGCCAGAAUAUGCAACAAUUAUCAGCAUAAGAUUACUGCUAUCAUAUGCACUUACAUGACACUAAUUCAUAUUUAAAUCAGCUUUCAUUCAUAAUUAAACCACUUUCACUUUCUUGUGUGCAUAUUGUUCAGAUUUUAUUCAAAUCUGUUACAUCUUUUCUGUUAAUUUCACAGAUACGUUACUCAUUUUAUUACAUCAUGCUCUUUUUCUUUUACAUUUUCCGCUUCUGAAUCAAAUUUCUGGAUAUAAACCAUCAUUGCCUCCUGAGAAGGAAUUGUUAUGAACAUCUGCAAAAGGCAAGCAUGCUAGACAUUAUAUAUCUGACUUAUGAUGACUUUGUUAGAAGUAAGCCUUCAUUGUUUGCAAAGACAAUUACUAGAGUUCUGAUAAUCAUAUGGAAUAAUUCAUUUAUUACAAUAGCCAGGUCACCUCUGAAGAAACUAGGCAUUCUUAGGACGUCUCAAUUGAAGGUCUGUUACAACCUUUUACAAAGCUAAAACAUUUUGCUAUGGACAUUUUAUUUUUGACAUACAAUUGGUUGACAUUUCACUCUAGUAGCCUAAUUAUCAACAUCUAAUCCAGAUUUUGCUUGAAUAUACCUUGCCAUAAAUCUAUCAAAUCUAUUAGCAAAAAAAAAAAAAGCUAAUUGAAUACCCUCUAAUUGAAUACCCUUAUGACAUGUAUGAUUUCCUUUGUAAUAAGUUUAAGAUUCUUACAUAUAGAAAGCUCUUUUUUAGUCAUCAA